CAUGUGGCGAAGAAAAGACGCACCAAAGGCCUAAGCCUAAAAACAAAACCAUUAAGCAUUUACAUAUUCGGUAUUUGUAGUGUUCACGUCAAGUAGCGUCCAGAAAAGCCACACUGCCCCUACACGCCCCUCUCUAUCUUUCUGUCUCUCAAAAACCCUAGCAAGUCUUCCGCCCAUGGAUAUUGAGGAGGAGAUUCGUUCAUUGCAGCUUGAUUCUGCAGCAGAAGAGAAUAAUGGAGUGAUUAACCCAGAAGAUUCAAAGUUGGAAGAAGUAGACAAGUUGGAUAGAAUGGAGGAAGAUUCCAAAGAUGAUGUUUCUGUAAACUCUAAGGAGGUGCAGGCUGAGUCAAAAGUGAAAGACAAGGAAGUGUCUGCACCAGUAGAUGUUGGAACACCAGAUGAGAUAGAAGAAGACAAUAAGAAGCGGCACUUGAAUGUGGUUUUUAUUGGCCAUGUUGAUGCUGGCAAGUCCACUACUGGAGGUCAGAUACUCUUCCUAAGUGGUCAAGUUGAUGAUCGGACAAUCCAAAAAUAUGAGAAAGAAGCCAAGGACAAGAGCAGAGAAAGUUGGUACAUGGCAUAUAUUAUGGACACUAAUGAAGAGGAGAGGGUUAAGGGUAAAACAGUUGAAGUUGGAAGAGCACAUUUUGAAACAGAGACAACUAGAUUUACAAUUCUAGAUGCACCAGGUCAUAAGAGUUAUGUUCCUAAUAUGAUUAGUGGAGCAUCUCAAGCUGAUAUUGGUGUAUUGGUGAUUUCUGCUCGAAAAGGAGAAUUUGAAACUGGAUAUGAGAGAGGUGGCCAGACCCGUGAACAUGUUCAACUUGCAAAGACAUUGGGGGUGUCUAAGCUUGUUGUUGUUGUAAAUAAAAUGGAUGAUCCAACUGUAAACUGGUCAAAAGAAAGGUAUGAUGAAAUUGAGUCAAAGAUGACACCUUUUCUGAGGUCUUCAGGCUACAAUGUGAAGAAAGAUGUCCUGUUCCUACCAAUUUCUGGUCUGCUUGGUACAAACAUGAAAACUAGAAUGGACAAAAGUGUCUGCUCAUGGUGGAAAGGCCCCUGUCUUUUUGAAGCUCUUGAUGCCAUUGAAGUUCCUCUACGAGAUCCAAAAGGUCCUUUCAGGAUGCCUAUUAUUGACAAAUUUAAAGAUAUGGGCACUGUAGUCAUGGGCAAAGUAGAAUCGGGUAGUGUCACUGAGGGUGAUACCUUGCUGGUCAUGCCAAAUAAGACUCAAGUGAAAGUUGUUGCUGUAUAUUGUGAUGAAAACAAAGUUAGACGUGCAGGACCUGGAGAAAAUCUUCGUGUUAGGUUAUCUGGGAUUGAUGAUGAGGAUAUAUUGGCAGGUUUUGUCUUAUCUGGUACUGCAAAGCCAAUAGCUGCAGUUACAGAAUUUGUUGCUCAGUUGCAGAUCCUUGAAUUGCUGGACAAUGCAAUUUUUACAGCUGGCUAUAAGGCUGUUUUGCACAUUCAUUCUAUAGUUGAGGAAUGUGAGAUUGUUGAACUACUACAACAAAUUGAUCCAAAGACAAAGAAACCUAUGAAAAAGAAGGUCCUAUUUGUGAAGAAUGGUGCUGUUGUUGUGUGCCGUGUUCAGGUAAAUAACAUGAUAUGCAUUGAGAAGUUCGCAGAUUUUCCUCAACUCGGCAGGUUUACUCUUCGUACUGAGGGGAAAACAGUUGCAGUGGGAAAAGUGACUGAACUUCCUUCAGGUUCUACUUUUUAAACAAUUUUGGUGUUACAGGCGACUUAAAAGAAAAAGAAUAGCUUUUCUCUUUUUGUGUACUUUUGAGCCCAAAAUACGUGGAUUGAGAUGAUUUUUAUGGAGUGAAGCUCAUCGUCUAGUUGUCGCGCGUGAGCUAGUUAUUUUUGUUGGUAGUGGGUUGUUCUCAAAUCCCGAUUUAUCAGAGGCAUUAUUUAUUAUGGUGUUUAGAUCUACGAAUGUAGAGUAUAACCCCUUAAUGGGUGGUAUUAUUAAUGAGUUGAAUUAUUGAAGUCUUUUCUUUUCUCAAUCAUGAUAUGAUUCCCUGAGUUCUGAAUGUAUACUUUUAAAGUGUAUAUCUGUUCCAAUUAUUGCAAGUGUUAUUUUCUCUU
Manihot esculenta (cassava) is the source of this 2091-nucleotide messenger RNA. Its product is annotated as eukaryotic peptide chain release factor GTP-binding subunit ERF3A. Gene Ontology annotation, molecular function: GTP binding; GTPase activity; translation release factor activity. The coding region runs from base 176 to 1723 and encodes 515 amino acids. The record is from RefSeq and is a predicted model, not a curated record. Gene Ontology annotation, cellular component: translation release factor complex. NCBI's taxonomy places the organism in Eukaryota, Viridiplantae, Streptophyta, Magnoliopsida, Malpighiales, Euphorbiaceae. The transcript has 19 exons. Gene Ontology annotation, biological process: translation.